AUGGAGAAAUUAAAUGACUAUGAGAAGAAGGGAUGCGCCCGACGACUGACGGAAGAGGCGGCGGCUCAUACAGGCCCGAGAACUUGGUAUCUUCUCCACUUCGCGGUGAUUCAUCCACACAAACCAACGAAGCCUCGUUUGGUAUUUGACGCAGUGGCGAAAAGUCACGGAGUUUCUCUAAACGACCGGCUGUUGAAAGGUCCGGACCUUUUGAAUUCUUUGGUGGGAGUACUGUUUACUUUUCGACAAGGAUUAGUAGCAAUUUGUGGAGAUUUAAAGGAAAUGUUUUCCCAAGUAAGAAUUCGAGAAGAUGAUCAGGACAGUCAACGCUAUUCACAACGAGAUGAAAAAACGGGAAAAUUGAUUGUAAUGCGAAUGCAAGCAAUUACAGAGAGACACUACGUGGACGAUUACUUGGACAGCGUAAACACAGCGGAAGAGGCGAUCCAGAGAGCUCAUGACGUUGCGUUCAUUCAUCAACAUGGGGGAUUCGAAGUUCGCAACUGGAUGUCCAAUUCUGUAGAAUUGUUACAAACGUUGCCACAAGAUCAUCUUGCCCCGUCGGGAAGCGGAUUGAAUUUCAACGAAGAAAAUUUACAAAGAGUCCUCGGUGUGAUUUGGGCACCUGACAAUGAUUGCUUUACUUUCAAAACAGAUUUUCCAAAAUUGAAUGAAAGUUUGGUAAGCGGCGAAAAAAUUCUUACGAAAAGAGAAAUGCUCCGACUGGUCAUGUCGGUGUUCGAUCGUCUAGGUUUGGUUACAGUCCUGAUGCUGAAAACAAAAUUGCUUAUGCAGGAAAUUUGGCGACGUGGUACUGACUGGGAUGAACGGAUACCUGAUGAACUUCUCGGAAGAUGGACCACCUGGCUGGAAGACCUGCAACGAGCGAAGACCUUGAAAAUCCCACGUUGUUACGUACUAGGUAUCGGUGAGAUACAAGAAAUUCAACUUCACGUAUUCUGUGACGUCAGUGAACAGGCGUUUGCUGCUUGUGCCUAUUUCCGAAUUCAAGGUACCAGAGGUAUGAAGGUAUCCCUAGUCAUAGCCAAAAGUAGAGUGGCUCCACUGAAAAUAUUGACGAUUCCACGUUUUGAACUUCAAGCAGCAGUGAUGGCUUGCCGAUUAUCACAGUUCAUAAGUAGUCAACACACCUUUCGCAUUGAAAAAACUGUAUUUUGGACGGAUUCCAGGACAGUACUUUGCUGGCUGAAAUCAGACGUCAGGAAAUACUUACCUUUUGUUGCGCAUCAAAUAGCUGAAAUUGUGGACAACACGUCAGUGUCAGAUUGGCGAUGGGUACCAACGAAAGAGAAUGUAGCAGAUGAUGCCACUCGAGGUACUUCGCAGCACGAAGGAUUUGAAAAUGAUCGUUGGUUUAUUGGACCGGAAUUCUUAAUCCAACCUGAAACAGAAUGGCCUAAAGAGAAGGUCAACGAUGUACAGACACCGGACCCAACAACUCUUGAGAUCAAGAAAGAGUUUUGCGGCACCUUAAUCGCCACGCAAGAGGCUCUGCUAGAUGCGACGAGAUUUUCUUCAUGGCUUCGACUAGUCCGUUCACAAGCUUGGGUCAGACGUUUGUGUGACAUAUGGUCUAAGAAAGUGUCGAAAUUGGAGAAAAAUGGAGGAGUCUGGGAGUUGACAGCAGAGGAAGUUCAACGAGCAGAACUGGAUAUUAUGAUCCAAAUGGAAGGACGAGUGACCGCUGAUAUGGUCGCAUCAGGCGACAAAAUGAUCCUAGAUGGUAAACAUCCAGUAACCCAACUUCUAGUGAUGUAUUAUCAUCGCCAAACAGGACAUCAUGGAAGAGAAAGGGUAGUCAACGACCUACGACAAAGGUUAUGCAUACCACGAAUCCGGACAGUGGUAAAGAAAGUAUGGCGUGACUGUCUUCUCUGCCAGCACCGAAGAUCGAUGCCUGCAGUGCCAAGGAUGGCACCCUUGUAUGGAGUGUUGUUUACCUGCUUGACUGUACGAGCAGUCCACUUGGAAAUAGCGGCCUCAUUAACGAAGGACUCAAUGAUCAUGGCUUUUCGUCGGAUGAUGGCUAGACAAGGACAUCCCCUACGAAUGUACUCGGGCAACGGAACAAAUUUAAGAGGAGCAUCUGAAGAAUUGAAAAGGGCCGUACAAGAGCUCCAUAAAAAUGAGAUCCUACGACAGACGUCAAAAUUCCAAAUACGAUGGAAUUUCAUUCCUUCAGCUACUCCGCAUAUGGGUGGAUGCUGGGAACGCCUGGUAAAGUCUGUAAAAAAAGAUUUAGAGUCGACCUUGCGAGAACAAGCACCACGUGAAGAAGUGCUUCAGACUUUAUUCGCCGAAGCGGAAUAUUCAGUGAACAGCCGACCAUUGAAGCACGUGUCUGACGAUCCUGAAGAUUUGACGAGUCUAUCACCAAAUGAUUUCUUGAUGUUGACACCUGGAAAAACUCAAGAAUCACACGGUCCUCCCGGCGAUUUUUUCAAUGGCAACAACCUACGUCGACAAUGGCGUAUCUCUCAACACUUUGCCGAUCAAUUUUGGCGGCGUUGGGUGAAAGAAUAUUUACCAGCGAUCAACAAACGGACUAAAUGGCAAGGCGAAGCUCCGAAGAUAGAGGUGGGAACUUUAGUUCUCAUUUGGGACGACAACUCACCGAGAAACCAGUGGCCACGUGGACGAGUGGUAGCAGUGUACCCGGAGAAAGAUAAAAGAGUGCGCGUAGUUGAUGUGAAAACCGCGACCGGGACAUAUAAAAGUUCAGUUGCGAAAUUGUGCGUCCUUCAGCAGUAA
This is a messenger RNA of Belonocnema kinseyi, 2772 nucleotides long. RefSeq lists its product as uncharacterized. Lineage: Eukaryota; Metazoa; Arthropoda; Insecta; Hymenoptera; Cynipidae. The coding region runs from base 1 to 2772 and encodes 923 amino acids. The record is from RefSeq and is a predicted model, not a curated record. The transcript has 3 exons. Gene Ontology annotation, molecular function: nucleic acid binding. Gene Ontology annotation, biological process: DNA integration.